This is a messenger RNA of Podospora bellae-mahoneyi, 261 nucleotides long. RefSeq lists its product as uncharacterized. Bases 1 to 261 code for a protein of 86 amino acids. The record is from RefSeq and is a predicted model, not a curated record. Lineage: Eukaryota; Fungi; Ascomycota; Sordariomycetes; Sordariales; Podosporaceae. The transcript has 2 exons.
AUGGCGAGGCGCCGAGAGAGGCACAGAAGAGACAGAGACACAGGAAGAGCAGCAAGGCCAGGGGGGAGGCAGUCUCCGCGUCAUGUGUCAGGCAAUUCCAACGUUCGUCCACCCACCACCACCUGCACCAACGACGACGACGACACCAGCGACACCAUCGUGACCGUGACACCCGCCAUCUUGUCCUUCCAUACCAUCCACAUCAGAAUUCAGAAAACAGAGGCAGAGUUAGCAGUUAGCAGAGUUACCCCUGGUAACUAA